Thlaspi arvense is the source of this 1479-nucleotide messenger RNA. The record is from the annotation of a GenBank genome assembly. NCBI's taxonomy places the organism in Eukaryota, Viridiplantae, Streptophyta, Magnoliopsida, Brassicales, Brassicaceae.
AUGGUUGAUGAGAGAACUAAUGUGGUUGGAGAGGAGGAGCUGCUUAGAGGGCUUCGGGGAGAGCUGAUGCCUAGACACGUGGCAGUGAUAAUGGAUGGAAACCGGAGAUGGGCCAAACAGGCCGGAUUGCUGACGUCACAAGGCCACGAGGCCGGAGCUAAACGGCUUAUAGACGAGGAAAUCCGAGUUUCUGUUAUCGGGAAUCUCGCAAAUAUCCCUGAAUCUCUCCUCGGUGUAAUCAAAGAGACAGAGGAAGCUACGAAGAGCUACAAGAAGAAGCAUCUCAUCUUGGCCAUAGAUUACAGCGGGAGAUUCGACAUCUUGCACGCUUGCAAGAGCCUUAUGAAGAAAUCGGACCAAGGGCUGAUCCGGGAGGAAGACGUGGACCAGACGUUGUUCGAGAGAGAGCUUCUGACCAAUUGUACAGAGUUCCCAAGUCCUGAUCUCUUGAUUAGGACAAGUGGAGAAGAAAGGGUGAGUAACUUCUUCUUGUGGCAGCUCGCUUAUACCGAGCUUUUCUUCUCCCCGGUCCUUUGGCCUGACUUCGAUAAGGACAAGCUUCUAGAGGCCCUGACUUCUUAUCAGCGCAGGGAAAGACGAUUUGGCUGCCGGGCCAGAGUUCUUGAGCGAAGAAGAGCUCUGUAUAAGCCAAUUGCCACAGCAAGAAGUUACUCACUCUUAGCUCACCGCUCGUUCUUAUCAGUAGAUCCGGGUAAGGAAACUCUGUACAGUUGGUCUCAAGUUCUUGCUCGAUCAGUCUCUCGUCUAUCUCCUCAACUUCGAUCUCACCAUCUUUCACUCUCUGCGCUAUGCCUCUGCAGGCCUGUAGAACAUCGUACUUCCCGCUGUAACCAACGGCUACGAUUAGCUGAAGCCUCGUGUUGUUCCUUGUGGCUUCCUCCACUUCACAAGAUCACCACAACACAAAGCUUCUUGAUGGAUCUCUAUGUUACUUACUUCGCUAAGAGAGACAACCAUCAGAAUCUAAGAACUCACAUCGCAUCAGAUAUAAAUUUCGAUUCAUAUAGAGGUCAUAUUCAAAUUAGGUUUUACCUUUGGUCUAAUCCAAUUAUCGGUAGAGAAGGCGAAAACGGUGAGGACUUGGAUUCCCCAUUUACCGCAAAGCUCGACGAUCUCUCUCAGAGCUUCAACGCCGGCUCUGUGACCAUCCCAAGGUUGAAGACCUCGAUUCUUCGCCCAUCUUCCGUUUCCGUCCAUUAUAACCGCCACGUGCUUCGGCAUCAGCUCCGGCUGGAGUCCCUCCGGCAGAGUUUCUUCCUCCGCCGCGAUCGGACUCCGAACCCGACUCCUCUACGAUUCUCCACGAAACCCGGCGAGAGAGAGGGGAAGCAAUCUCUACCUAGCCUCCAUCGCUGCUCUAAAGCGCCGGCGUUGAACCUCCGGAAAUCGAAGGAUGUGGAAGCAGGAACGCGCAAGGAUAACAUCUUAUUGAAUCGAUUACUCAAUGCUUGGGGCUAG